Quercus lobata is the source of this 933-nucleotide messenger RNA. RefSeq lists its product as uncharacterized. The transcript has a single exon. The record is from RefSeq and is a predicted model, not a curated record. Bases 1 to 933 code for a protein of 310 amino acids. Lineage: Eukaryota; Viridiplantae; Streptophyta; Magnoliopsida; Fagales; Fagaceae.
AUGAGGAAGGAAAUGGACGAGCUAAGGAGCGCCAUUAAAGAAAAGAUGGACCGAAGCGUGGACAAAAUGGUAAGAGCUACGGAUUCACCCUUCACCGUCGCGGUACUAGAAUGCCCUGUGCCUUCAAAAUUUCGCUUACCUCAGCUUGAGCUGUUCGACGGGCUAAAAGACCCCCAGGAUCACCUUAAUACCUUCAAGAUGACUCUGGGACUUCAACAACCACCUGACGAAAUACUGUGCCGUUCCUUCCCGACAACUCUCAAAGGAGCUACAAGAGAAUGGUUUACUAAGUUGCCAAACUCGUCCAUAGACAACUUCGAUCAGCUGAGUAGUGCCUUCUUGCACCACUUCAUAGGGGGACAACGCCCAAGGAGGCCAGUAGACUACUUACUCACCAUAAGACAGGGAGAGAAGGAGACUCUGAGGUCAUAUGUCAAGCGAUUCACUCGGGAAACUCUGGAAGUAGACGAAGCUGAUGACAAGGUACAGCUGACGACCUUCAAAGCAGGGUUGAGAUCCAGAGACCUCGUGGCCUCUCUUGCAAAGAACCCCCCGAAGACGAUGGCAGAGAUGCUCCUGAAGGCACAAAAGUACAUGAACGCGGAAGAUGCCCUAGCUGCCAUAAAAGAUACUGAGAGGCCAGGAGACAAGGCCAAGAGGGAAGACGACCGUAGGGGGCAAAAGAGAGACAGACCAGAACGUCGGAACAAUGACGGGAAUAGGAGGAAGGGCGAUAAAAAUCCUCGGACGGUAAAAUUUACUCCCUUGGUUAUGCCUGUUGACAAGAUUUUCACGCAGAUCAAGGACGAGCACUAUCUCAAAUGGCCCAGGCCAUUACACUCAUCCCCCAACGUACGUGACAAAAACAAGUAUUGCCGGUUCCAUAGAGACCACGGCCACAACACAGAAGAUUGCAGAGACUUGAAGGAGUAA